GUCUUCCCCUUCUCCACCUUAAGGCGAGCAGCAGCGGCAGCGACCAAUCACCAUGCCAUUACAGCCUUCAGAGGAAGCUGUUUAUGGGACUGCAGCGCUAAUUAGGCUCAUGAACUAACAAAUCUGCCUGCACGAACACGGCGAGGAAAACGAUCACAUCCAUGGAUUAGUCUGGGAGUAGCCGAGCACUUUUUAUUUUGGCUUUCUCGACACCGCCGCCGUUUCACAACUUGUUUUACUGAGGCAGAAACUUUCCCCCUUUCUUGGGUGUGGAGUAUUUUUUAAGCGAGAGCGCCUUCGACAACUUUAAACUUAAACUGGGGAAUCUGGACUAUCAGACCAUGUUUCAACCUACACCCAAGAGGUGUUUUACUAUAGAGUCUUUAGUGGCGAAGGAUAAUCCUGUACCGGCGUCCCGCUCCGAGGAGCCCAUCAGGCCAGCGGCUCUCAGCUAUGCAAACUCCGGCCAGAUGAACCCCUUCCUCAACGGCUUUCACUCCGGCGGCAGGGGCGUUUACUCUAACCCGGACUUGGUGUUUGCCGAGGCGGUCUCUCAUCCGCAAAACUCCGGCGUCCCGGUGCAUUCGGUGGCCCCGCCGCACGCUCUGGCCGCUCACCCGCUUUCAUCCUCACACAGUCCGCAUCCUCUUUUUGCCAGCCAGCAAAGGGACCCAUCAACUUUCUACCCCUGGUUAUUACACAGAUAUAGGUACUUGGGUCACAGAUUUCAAGGUAAUGAAACGAGUCCAGAGAGCUUCCUUUUGCACAACGCGCUGGCCAGAAAGCCCAAAAGAAUCCGGACAGCUUUUUCACCUUCGCAACUCCUGCGGCUCGAACACGCGUUUGAGAAAAACCAUUACGUGGUGGGAGCAGAAAGGAAACAGCUCGCCCACAGCCUUAGCCUCACAGAAACUCAGGUAAAAGUGUGGUUCCAGAACCGGAGGACGAAGUUCAAGAGACAGAAGUUGGAAGAGGAGGGCUCCGAGUCUCAGCAGAAGAAGAAGGGAUCGCAUCACAUAAACCGGUGGAGACUGGCGACCAAACAGUCGAGCCCAGAGGAAAUUGAUGUCACUUCGGACGAUUAAAAAAAAGAAAGAAAGAAAAAAGACUAUAUAAGCGUCUGAGUGAAGGAGGACAUGGAUAAAGGAUGCCAUGUAGAGACAGUGAGAGGGUAAAAAGCCAAUGUCACAUUUCUGAUCUCCGGAGAUCUGCAGCUGAGGGUGAGAGAAACCCGACUGGUGGCACUGCUGUCACCUUGUGGGUCUGUCAGUCCCAAUGACCCAGGGAAAUGUGACUGACAGUGUCUCAGUCCACCUACCUGAACCCUUCCACGCACCAACCACCACCACUACAAUCUCCAAUCUUACCACCACCUCAUUUUUAUUUUUCUCUCCAAUUCAUAUUGGACGUUUGCACUUCAGAAGGUUUUUUCAUUUUUUUUUUUUUGGGUUUAAAAAAACAAACAAAGAAAACGUUUCCACUCAAGAUACCAAAACACCAAACUGCUUUUGUAAAACUUGAAUUGCAUGGUAGAGUUUUUUCCUGGUAGUUGUUUUAAUUUGACAAAGUUUCUCAAAACCAAGAAGGAAAAAAAAAAAAAAACAAUUUUGUUUUUAACCUCUAUUUUCAAAACCUGAGAGAUGUCGUGCUUCUUCCUUUUUACAAAGUGUGCAGUCUUUAAUUAAUGAUUCUCGUGUAAAAGUGAUUGUGAAAACAUAUGAAGUAGCGGUGCUGCGGUACAGUGUUUUUUUUUGUUUGUU
This is a messenger RNA of Morone saxatilis (striped sea-bass), 1760 nucleotides long. RefSeq names its product empty spiracles homeobox 2 (gene emx2). The record is from RefSeq and is a predicted model, not a curated record. Gene Ontology annotation, biological process: regulation of DNA-templated transcription; central nervous system development; brain development. Gene Ontology annotation, molecular function: DNA binding; DNA-binding transcription factor activity, RNA polymerase II-specific. The transcript is spliced from 3 exons. Bases 342 to 1085 code for a protein of 247 amino acids. NCBI's taxonomy places the organism in Eukaryota, Metazoa, Chordata, Actinopteri, Moronidae.